AUGAAACUCUUAAGCUCGAAUGUUCGAGGUUUGGGGAGACCUCGAACUGUCAAUCGUCUCCGGCAUAAGCUGAGAGAUAUAGGCCCCACGGUGGUAUUUUUAAUAGAGACAAAACUUCAAGGCUGUCAAAUGGAGAAGGUCAGACGUAAGUGCGAUUUUCUGAAUGGAAUUGAUGUAGAUUCAAAUGGUAGAAGCGGGGGAUUAUCGUUAGGUUGGAAUAAUGACUGCAAAGUCUCUCUUCGCUCUUACUCGAAUAGGCAUAUUGAUGUUAUGUUUGAUGAAGAUUCGGAGGGGAGAACUUGGAGAUGUACGGGAUUUUAUGGAGCUCCAGAGGAGAAUUUACGUGAAGCAUCUUGGAAUUUACUUCGUACUCUGAAUGAUUCCCCACAGAUUCCUUGGGUAGUUAUUGGAGAUUUUAAUGAAAUUGCGUAUUCAACUGAGAAGAAAGGGGGGCUGACGCGGAAGAAAAGACUGAUGUGUAGAUUUCGUGAAGUGAUGGAUGACUGUUCUUUAACCGAUAUUGGUUAUAGUGGUCAAUGGUUUACUUGGGAGAGAGGACGUAUGAGAGCUAAUAAUAUCCGGGAACGCCUUGAUAGAGAAGUCCCUUCGGACGAGAUUCUUGGGGAUAUUGUGGAGACAAAGCUGCAGAUUAAUAUGGACGCAGACAGAGAAGAGCUGUAUUGGGAACAGAGAGCUCGAGCAAAUUGGAUGAAAAACGAGGAUAGGAAUACUCAUUUUUUUCACCAAUCGGCAACGGAUAGGAGUAGGAGAAAUAAGGUGGAAGAAUUAGUGGAUGGCGAGGGUAAUAGACAUGCGAACAAUGAUGAUUUAUUACGGCUGGCCACUGAUUAUUUUUCUUCUUUAUUUACAGCAAAAAAUGUUAGUGAUCUAAGCUCCAUUUUGGAAGGUAUUGAGCCAUGUAUUUCUCAACAGAUGAACGAGGAUCUGGAGAAGGGGUUUACAUAA
Gossypium raimondii (Peruvian cotton) is the source of this 966-nucleotide messenger RNA. RefSeq lists its product as uncharacterized. The record is from RefSeq and is a predicted model, not a curated record. The transcript is spliced from 2 exons. NCBI's taxonomy places the organism in Eukaryota, Viridiplantae, Streptophyta, Magnoliopsida, Malvales, Malvaceae. The coding region runs from base 1 to 966 and encodes 321 amino acids. Gene Ontology annotation, molecular function: catalytic activity.